GGCCCGGGGUGGUGAGCACUUCUCCGGCACCAUGUUUGCUCCGUCCGGCCCUGCCGCCCGGCGAGGCCCGCGCCCGUUGCCGUGGCUGCUGCUGCUCUUGCUCGGGCCCAGCGCGGUGCUCGGCAUCUCCUUCCACCUGCCCGUGAACUCGCGCAAGUGCCUGCGCGAGGAGAUCCACAAGGACCUGCUGGUGACGGGCUCGUACGAGAUCACAGACCAGCCCGCGGGCGAGGGCGGCCUGCGGACCCACCUCAAGAUCACAGAUUCUGCUGGCCAUAUUCUGUACUCCAAGGAGGAUGCAACCAAGGGGAAAUUUGCCUUUACCACGGAAGAUUAUGACAUGUUUGAAGUGUGUUUUGAGAGCAAGGGAACAAGGCGGAUACCUGACCAACUCGUGAUCCUAGACAUGAAGCAUGGGGUGGAGGCAAAAAAUUACGAAGAGAUUGCAAAAGUUGAGAAGCUCAAGCCUUUAGAAGUGGAGCUGCGACGCCUUGAAGACCUUUCAGAAUCUAUCGUGAAUGACUUUGCCUACAUGAAAAAGCGUGAGGAGGAAAUGCGGGAUACCAAUGAGUCAACCAACACUCGAGUUCUGUACUUCAGCAUCUUUUCAAUGUUCUGCCUCAUUGGACUCGCCACCUGGCAGGUCUUCUACCUGCGUCGCUUCUUCAAGGCCAAGAAGCUGAUUGAGUAAGAAGGCACAGUCUCCUCCCACUGCGUAUCUCAGCCAGCUGAACAUCGCUGGGACGUGCGGGGCCUAAGGCACCCUCUCGACUGCACCAUCAAGGCACGUCAGAACUUUCUUGCCAGACGGAUCUCUCAGUGUGGGAGGACAUGUGUUCCCACCUACACCCAACAAGUCAAUGAGGGACCUCUUUAUAUCGGUAGGAUUUGGACUGGUUUUGCAACAAUAAGACUAUUAAAUCACUAAAUUCACCUAUGACAAAAAAAAGGGGGGGGGGUUACCUAGAUAACGCCAAAGCCAGCAUUUGUUUCCUUAUGUGAGCUUUUGAACCAUCUUUUCUUUCCUUCUCCAUUUGUUCACCAGCUUGGGCUUCUCUUCUGGUUUCUUUACAAAGAUCUGUAUAGCCAUUCUGAAGUUGUUUCAUUCGGAUUGUCUCCUUUGAAUUUCCCUGUGAAAACAUCCUAACUUUCUCUUGACCCUUAACUGAAAUGUUUAGGUAGUUUCUGGUAUUUCUUUUCAUAACUUUAUGUUUCCUAAGAGGAUGGAUGUGAAUACUUCAUGGCAAUGAGCUUUGAAUUGUGACAAUUCUCAAAAUUUCAUUUUUUUUUUUAGAGAAUUAAAAUAUUUGUGUUCAACUGCUUGAA
This is a messenger RNA of Suncus etruscus (white-toothed pygmy shrew), 1326 nucleotides long. It is a transcript of the gene TMED10, whose product is annotated as transmembrane p24 trafficking protein 10. Gene Ontology annotation, biological process: Golgi organization; intracellular protein transport; endoplasmic reticulum to Golgi vesicle-mediated transport. The record is from RefSeq and is a predicted model, not a curated record. Bases 32 to 691 code for a protein of 219 amino acids. Gene Ontology annotation, cellular component: Golgi apparatus; COPII-coated ER to Golgi transport vesicle; endoplasmic reticulum-Golgi intermediate compartment. NCBI's taxonomy places the organism in Eukaryota, Metazoa, Chordata, Mammalia, Eulipotyphla, Soricidae. The transcript is spliced from 5 exons.